AUGGCCUGUGCUUUUUUCCAGAUACCUCCAUGGCAUCUUGAUAGAAAAUACAGCUCAUGUUCCACCAUAUUGCUAGAUAACAGCACAGUCAGCAAGCCUGAUCUUAGACACACACUGGAAAGAUAGGCAAAUAGAUCUCUGGCUAUUUUUGAUGAGCCAAUACAUCCACUUUCACAAGGAAAUUCUCCAGGGAAAUCCUUCGAGGAUGAUCCCAAACGCAACUGUAUUUUCAUAUAUUUCUGUACUCUUUUUCAAGUCACAAAACUAACAGCUCCAUGUGCAAUCGUAGCUUUGGUGUACAUCGAACGACUUUUAACUAGUGCUAACAUUGAUCUUUGUCCUACUAAUUGGAAAAAGAUUGUCCUCGGAGCCAUGCUUCUUGCCUCCAAGGUUUGGAGAAAUCAUGGUCUAUGGAGUGUGGAUGACAGCCAGAAUCCCAAGGACGUUGCAGUUGAAAACAUGAGCAAGAUGGAGAAGUGUUUUUUGGAGCUACUUGAGUUUAACAUUCAUGUGUCUGCCAGUGUUUAUGUAAAAUAUUACUUUGACCUGCGUGCCUUGGCAAAUGACCAUGACGUGUAUUUUCUAUUUCAUUUUCUUCACAAAGAUAAAGCCCAGAGACUGAAGGUAAGGAUUUGAAGUCACUUAGUGGAGUUUACCGUCGGCCACAGAAGCCAGCAUCUGGUGGGGCCUGGUCUCCCCUGUAGGGUAAGAUUGGAAGGCUUUGUCACCUACUCCCAGCUCCCCUCACGGCCUGUACUAGGGGCCUUAUCACUGGCAGAAGUCUUCCCCCAGGAGAUGAAGCAGGAGGUCCACCAGGCGUUCAUGGGCCACAGAGUCCCGUGUCAUUACACCUGCUUCUUGCUGCACCCAGAAGACAACACACUGGAGCACUUCUCAGUUCCGCACAGUGUCCAGGAGCUGCAGGAGAGCUCAGUGCUGUGCAAGGUGGUGGUUGGUCUGGAAUUCCUCUCACUGCAACCCCAAACCUACCAGUGCCGCUUCCAAAGCCCUUCCCUAGUGAAGCUACUUAACCGUAUCAGCGGGACCUGCAGAAACCACUUUGCAGGAAUGCAGAAGAAAAGGAUGCCAGCAGAGAAUUUUGCUACACUGGAGGAAAGAAAAGGAGACCUUGAGGAAUAUGGUCAUGAUCUCCAUACUGUCUUCAAGAAUGGCAAGGUGACAAAAGGCUACUCAACUGAUGACCCUACAAUGCAGCAGUCCCCUCAGGAUGAGCAGAAGCUCUUGGAUGAAGCCAUACAGGCUGUGAAGGUCCAGUCACUCCAAAUGAAGAGAUGCCUGACCCUUCGUGAGGAUAUUCAGGCUAUGACGCAGUUGGUUCUUUAA
This is a messenger RNA of Rhinopithecus roxellana (golden snub-nosed monkey), 1344 nucleotides long. Its product is annotated as putative cyclin-Y-like protein 3. The record is from RefSeq and is a predicted model, not a curated record. The transcript is spliced from 13 exons. Gene Ontology annotation, biological process: regulation of canonical Wnt signaling pathway; regulation of protein kinase activity. Gene Ontology annotation, molecular function: cyclin-dependent protein serine/threonine kinase activator activity. NCBI's taxonomy places the organism in Eukaryota, Metazoa, Chordata, Mammalia, Primates, Cercopithecidae. Gene Ontology annotation, cellular component: plasma membrane.